Molecule: messenger RNA, 2337 nt
Organism: Aspergillus thermomutatus
Lineage: Eukaryota; Fungi; Ascomycota; Eurotiomycetes; Eurotiales; Aspergillaceae
Exons: 2
Coding region: 1-2337 (778 amino acids)
Cellular component (GO): mitochondrion
Molecular function (GO): ATP binding; methylcrotonoyl-CoA carboxylase activity; metal ion binding
Source: RefSeq, a predicted model, not a curated record
AUGACUGUGUCUCACGAAGUGGUCGAGUAUCACGCUUCCCCCGCGCGACUCCCUCUGUACGUGGCCGUGCCUCCCCUUGGGCCCGAUGGACGUCCGAUCAUCCAACGAGUCCUGAUCGCCAAUCGGGGUGAGAUCGCAGUUCGCAUUAUCCAAACGUGUCGGAAGUUGAACAUAGCGACCGUCGCAGUCUAUGUGACCGAAGAUGCCACAUCGCGCCACGUCCACGAGGCCGAUGAAGCCAUUUGUCUGGGCCACUUGGGUAGCAAUGCGCGAAAUCCAUUCCUCGACAUCGACCUCCUCAUCCAAACCGCUCUCCAGACUCAGGCACAGGCCAUUCAUCCGGGAUAUGGCUAUCUGAGUGAGAACGCCGACUUUGCGACCCGCGUGCGUCAGGCGGGUCUGAUUUUCAUCGGACCCAGCGCCAGUGCCAUGUCCUCGUUGGGCGACAAAAGGUCUGCCAAGGCGUACCUGCAAAAGCAUGCGCCCGAAGUCCCCCUCAUUCCCGGGUUCACGGGGUCCAGCCAGGUGGCAGAUGAGCUGGCUGCUGCGGCCGCCGAGAUCGGGUUCCCGGUGAUCUUGAAGGCGUCUGCGGGCGGAGGCGGGAAAGGAAUGCGGAUCGUGCGGGAGGUAGGGCAGCUGAAGAAUGAACUGGAGCGCGCGCAGUCGGAGGCACGACGUGCGUUCGGAUCCAGUGACUGUAUCCUGGAGAAGUACAUCGAGUCUGCGAAGCACGUCGAGAUCCAGAUUGUUGGCGAUAGUCAUGGCGAGGUGGUGUCAUUCCUAGAUCGGGAUUGCUCCGUGCAGCGACGGCAUCAGAAGGUCAUUGAGGAGACGCCUUGUCCGUUUCUCACCGAGCAGAUGCGUCGGGAUAUGAGUGCCACGGCGGUGCGCAUUGCGAAGCUGAUCGGCUAUGAGAAUGCAGGUACGGUAGAGUUUGUGGUGGACGUGCAGACCCGGAAGUUCUAUUUCCUGGAGGUCAAUGCCCGGCUGCAGGUCGAGCAUCCCAUUACCGAAGAGCUGACUGGGUUCGACCUGGUUUCGCUGCAGUUGCUCGUGGCAGCUGGUGGGAGUCUGAAGAGCAUACCUGCGUUCACCCCGCAAGGACAUGCGAUCGAGUGCCGCCUCUGCGCUGAAGAUCCAAAUAACCACUUCUUCCCAGAGCAUGGGAAAAUCCAUCUCUGGCGUCCUGCAGACGGAACCCUAGGACCAGGUCGGGAUGUCCGCUACGAGACAGCCAUUCAGACCGGAUCCGACGUGUCCAUCUACUUCGACUCCAUGAUUGCGAAACUUGUCGUCUGGGCUCCCACUCGAGCCCUGGCGAUCGAGAAGAUGAGCCAGGUCAUGGCACACACGGCCUGCGUCGGCGUCAAAACCAACCAACUCUUCCUGCAACGCUGCCUGCUGAGCCCGGAAUUUCGAAAGCCAACAUAUACCACCUCGUUCAUCCCGUCCAAUCUUGAGCAGUUGCUACAAUUCCCCAAAGUGCCCUUUCAAGAUUGCCUGCCUAUCAUCCCGGCCUUGGCCAUCCGCAACCUGUCCGAAGCCACGGCCACCCGCCGACGGCCCUUUCAGCGAAUCCGAAAGCAAUUCCGCAAUCAGCAUUGCGAUCCGGUAAACAUCCAUAGCGACGUGGUCAUCACAAUCACUGGUCCCGGAACUGGGACAUUGACAAUGUGUAUCUGGGACCCCCCAGCAGCCGGACAGUCAGCACACAUCCAGCGCGUGCGACUCAUGCCCGUCCCGGCAGACCCGCAGACGCCGCAGGAGAAAGCCAGGAGUAGCACCGCCACGUCUCGAUACAACGCCAUCAGCAGUCUUCUUCGCAGCGGAGCCACGAAAACGCUAACGCCACGAAGUCUUCAGAUCGAGUCGUGUCGGCCAACAGCCACAACCACGGACUCAACACUCCCUCCGACUACAUUCACCAUGGAGGUAUCCAUCGACGGACGCAGAAUGCUCAGCCAUGUUGCCAUUCCCUCGGCCGGUGCAGUCCCAGGACUCGUAGACCGCUCUCAGCGAAUAUACUGUCAUUUCCCUGCGUUGGGGACAUACGUGGAGUUUCAGCGGCACAGCCUGCUGUCCUUUGCAGAGAGUCUUCGGAAGGAUGCCACGGCGGAAGAGGCGGAGAAACGCACAGUGACUGCGCCGAUGCCCUGUAAAAUUCUCUCCAUUGAGAAGAAGAGUGGGGAUCUGGUCAAGGCUGGGCAGGCGGUCAUGGUCGUCGAGAGUAUGAAGAUGGAGUUGAGUAUUGCGGUCUCGGCGGAUGGGAGGUUUGAGACGGAAUGGAAGAAGGGCGACGCGGUGGAGGAGGGGAAGGUUCUUUGUACGGUGGUAUAG